UUUCGUGAUAAAAGGAUGACACAAGUUUGAUAAGCAAACGGGUUGAGAUGCAAGGACUACCGACAGAAGUUAACUUGAACCAACAAUCAGAUUCGGGAAUAUAGCCUACACUUUGCGGAAGUAAGAUUGGGCUAUUUAUUUGCUGCCUCCAGAUCUAUUGUAUUCCUUAAUGGGUCACAGCAUCUGGCAUCUCAUGGUAAAAAAAGAAAUUGGGAUGAAAUAAAGGAAAAUGUGUCCUCUAAUGACCUCACAUCCUGUUUUUCACUUCCUUUUCAAUGGUGGUUGACCAAUUUCGGUCGAUCGGAACCCCGCGCGGAAUAGCGUCCAACACAUUGUCAAUAUUGCACACGCGCGUGUUCCAUGGGCACAUUCCAGAUCGCUCAUGUAAAGGUGCGGAAGACUUGUGAAAUUGAUUUUUUCUACUCUUUUACCAAAUUAUAACCAACAAUAUGUAUCAUUUGUAAGACUAAAAGGCCGUUGUAUUCUGACUGAUUGUUUUCAGUUUGGCCUUUUCAAGACGUGUAACAGGAUGGAGAACAAAGAGUUGAAGAUCAUCAAUCAGGGCACGGAAGAUGAAAUGGAGGUGUGGGGGUACCGGCCGUGCCCCUGGAAGAUGGUCUUGGUGGGGGUGGGGGCGCUGUGCUCUGGGGGGCUGCUGUUACUGCUGCUCUACUGGCUCCCUGAGUGGGGAGUCAAAGGGACCUGCACACACACCACCAUCCGAGAGGCACACACACUCCUACUCCGGUCCACCGACGAGUUCAGGCGCUGGUUUCGGAGCACGGUGCGAGAGAUGCUGUCUCCAGGAAGGAGGCCUUUUGAUAACCUGGAACCCCCAAACGCUGCCCACAUCCCCAACGGUGACCAAGCCUACAGCGCCUCUCAGGAGGAGAGUCACGUAAAAGACGUCCAUCGGCAGCAUGUUCAGAUUCGCUACUUCACCCUCCACAGCACAAAAUACUAUUGGAAUGAUCUGACACAGAAUUUUGAAGUGUAUAAAGGCUUGGAAGAUAUUAGGGUGAGCUGCUCCAGUAUCCACUCUGACCACAGCUCAGGUAUCACCAAACUGCUGCAGAACUACAGGAGAUUGUUUUUUGAGGUCAAUGAAAUUGCAGUGAGGGUACCCUCAGUGUUCAAGCUCUUAAUAAAAGAGGUGCUGAAUCCGUUCUACAUCUUCCAGCUCUUCAGUGUGAUUCUGUGGAGCUCAGAGGAGUACUACUACUAUGCAGCGGCCAUUGUCUUCAUGUCUGUCAUCUCAAUAGCCACCUCACUGUAUACCGUCAAAAAGCAAUACGUGAUGCUUCACGACAUGGUGGCGUCCCACAGCAUCGUACGCGUCUCUGUGUGCAGAGGAAGCAAAGAGAUCGAGGAGGCCAUGUCCACAGACCUGGUCCCUGGUGAUGUCAUCGCCAUCCCAACUAAUGGGAUGAUCAUGCCGUGUGACGCUGUCCUGGUCCAAGGCACCUGCAUCGUCAAUGAGAGCAUGCUCACAGGAGAGAGUGUUCCUGUCACCAAGACCAGCCUGCCCAGCUCAGGGGACGAGGGAGCCGGCAUCUACAACACUGAGGAGCAUAAGAGACACACACUCUUCUGUGGCACACACAUCAUCCAGACACGCUUCUACACCGGAGAACUGGUCAAAGCAGUGGUGGUCAGGACAGGCUUCAGUACAGAGAAGGGAAUGCUGGUACGCUCCAUCUUGUACCCCAAACCCACAGACUUCAAGCUGUACAGAGACGCCUACCUAUUCCUGCUGUGUCUGGUGGGCGUGGCUUGCAUCGGCUUUGUCUACACUGUCGUCCUGAGCAUCAUAAACAAGGUUCCCGCCAAAACCAUUGUGGUGGAGUCUCUGGACAUCAUCACCAUCACCGUGCCCCCAGCUCUGCCAGCAGCCAUGACAGCUGGUAUAGUCUACGCCCAGCGUCGCCUGAAGAACGUCGGCAUCUUCUGCAUCAGUCCCCAGAGGAUCAACAUGUGUGGGCAGCUUAACCUGGUCUGCUUCGACAAGACGGGCACGCUCACUGAGGACGGCCUGGACCUCUGGGGGAUUCAGACUGUUGAAGAGGGCAGCUUCUCACCUCCAGAAGACGACCCUGCCAAAGAAGGCCUGGUCAAGACUGCGUUCGUGGCCGGCAUGGCCUGCUGCCACUCUCUGACCAAGCUCGAAGGAGAGCUCUCCGGAGAUCCGCUGGACCUCAAGAUGUUCAACGCCACCGGCUGGAUCCUGGAGGAGCCCACUGAGGAGGAGACUGCCCUCCACAAUCCCAUAAUGCCCACUGUGGUUCGGCCGCCCAGGCAGGGAGCCCCCUGGGCCGGCCAGAGUGCCUGCCCGUCCCAGAACAUGGAGCUCUCUGAGCUGACGGCGUACGAGAUCGGCAUUGUGCGCCAGUUCCCGUUCUCCUCGGCCCUGCAGAGGAUGAGCGUGGUGGUGCGCAGGCUGGGGGAGAAGCGCAUGGACGCCUACCUCAAGGGGGCGCCAGAGAUCGUAGCCAGCCUCUGCAAACAGGACACAGUGCCGGACAGCUUCACAGAGACUCUGGAGUCCUACACCAGACAGGGGUUUAGGGUCAUUGCCUUGGCACAUCGCCAGCUGGAGGCCAAGUUAUCCUGGCACAAAGUCCAGAGCCUGAACAGGGACCUGAUUGAGAACAACAUGGAGUUCCUGGGCCUCAUCAUCAUGCAGAACAAGCUGAAGGAGGAGACGGCCGGGGUUCUGGAGGAGCUGCGGCGAGCGAACAUCCGCAUGGUGAUGGUCACAGGUGACAAUAUGCUGACAGCCGUGUCGGUGGCCCGAGACUGUGGGAUGAUAGCCCCUCACGAGAGGGUGAUCAUAGCGGCCGCAGCGCCCCCCAGAGACACCCAGCCUACCAGGAUCAGCUGGCAGUACACCGACGACUGCGAGCAGCUCACCCACAAAGACAGCCAGCCGGUGGACAUGAGUCUGGAGGAGCAUGCUUGCGGUGAGCAGCCCAGGCAGCGCUUCCAUUUUGCCAUGAGCGGACGGUCCUUCGCCGUCAUCACCGAGUACUUCCCUGACCUGCUCCAGAAGCUGCUCCUGCACACCACCGUGUUUGCCCGCAUGGCCCCCGACCAGAAGACCCAACUGGUGGAAGUUCUACAAAGUCUGGACUAUACCGUGGGGAUGUGUGGUGAUGGUGCCAAUGACUGUGGUGCCCUGAAGAGAGCUCACAGUGGAAUCUCCCUGUCAGAGCUGGAGGCGUCGGUGGCCUCCCCCUUCACCUCCUCCACCUCCAACAUCUCCUGCGUGCCCAACCUCAUCAGGGAGGGCCGAGCAGCUCUCAUCACCUCGUUCUGUGUGUUUAAGUUCAUGGCUCUGUACAGUAUGAUCCAGUACAUUAGCGUCACCCUCCUCUACUCGGUCCUCAGCAACUUGGGAGACUUCCAGUUCCUCUUCAUCGAUGUCGCCAUCAUUCUGAUCAUUGCCUUUACAAUGAGUCUGAACCCGGCGUGGAAGGAGCUGGUGUCUCGUCGCCCUCCGUCCAGCCUGAUCUCUGGGCCGCUGCUGUUCUCGGUGCUGACCCAGAUCCUCACCUGCCUGGCCUUCCAGGUGCUGGCCUUCCUCUGGGUCCGGGGCCAGAGCUGGUACGAGGUGUGGACCCCCCUCUCAGAUGCUUGCAACGCAUCCAGUAAUAAUCUCUCCCAUGGCCCCAACAUCACGUUGCCCCACGACCACAAGAACAUCAGGAACUACGAGAACACCACACUCUUCUACGUCUCCUCCUUCCAGUACUUGACUGUGGCCAUCAUCUUCUCCAAGGGCAAGCCUUUCAGACAGCCCAGCUACAAAAACUGGCCGUUCAUGCUGUCCUGUCUGGGUCUGUACAUCUUUCUCUGCCUCAUCAUGCUGUAUCCCGUUCCGGCCAUCGACAACUUCCUGGAGAUUGUGUGUGUUCCUCAUGCGUGGCGCAUGACAGUGGUGGUCAUUGUCAUUUUGAAUACAGCUGUGUCUUUCCUGUUGGAGACCUUGGUCCUUGACAUCAUCUUAUGGAGGCUGGUGUUCAGCCGUGACAAGCUGGGGGGCAGCCAUGACAUGGCCUCUGCCACUCACUCACCUCAGUCGGGCAAUGACCGGUGGGGCUCGGCGAUCCUCUCCUGGCUGUUUUGUCGGAAGAAGACCCCGAGAGCUCGCUACAUGCACCUGGCCCAAGAACUGCAGGACCAUCCUGACUGGCCCCCCAAGCCCUCCACACUCACCUAUGCCCCCAGCGCCCCCCACAUCUCCGUCAGCCUGUGAGGCACAGCCAGUCCUUGUGCCGUGAAAUGGGUUGUACAAGUGUGAGCUGAACAUCCAAUAACCUAACUAGAAUCUUCCACACCGUGAACUAAUGCAGCGUCUCAGAAACCAGCACCUGAUCAAGAACCACAAGCGAGUGACUUAGUCCAGAAGAGUCCUUUCCUCCAGUAACACCCUACCACAGAGUGACUGUCCAGCGAGCCCCACAAGUCCAGCGUUCUCCACCACUCUGACUUCUCACUCCUCACUGAAACAUCACGGCGCCUCACCCCACCACAACUGUGACUACUGAAGCAUUCCUCGAGUGGAGCAGUUCAUCCCGUUGCUCGCCUACUGCCUUCUGAGCCAACCGGGACCAAGAGAGGCACACGAGCACCAGAGGAAGCUGGCUGUCGUUCCUGCUGGAUCCCGUCAAUGUUAUUUACGUCUUAAGGACCCCGGGGUAUUCUACUAACUCUUCCUGACUUGUUUUGAUUGCUGCUAAUGAAAUAUCAAUAAAGAAAGGGAAGGUUUGUUGUGACGAUAAUGACCAGGGAAGCAGUGGGAUGGAUAUCUGUCGACACACACCAGAAUGAUGCCUUUUGUAAGACUUUGUUUUUAAUUGUCAGCGGUACUAUUGCAUUUGAUAUGGCCUUCCAAUGCAUUCAUAAUAUGUUGCUGUAUCUCUCAGUCAGAAUUCUUUACACUUUCUGAUUAUUGUAAUUCUUCCUGUGGAAGAUAGAGGUACGAGAGAAACCCUUGAAAAACGUGAACACUGGUGCCUUGUGCUUGUGUGUGCGCACGUAUGUUUCUGUGUGUGAGUGUGUGUGUGUGAGAGGGAGGGAGAAAGAAAGAAUCCAGUAGUUUUCCAUGUCCUUCAUUUGAAUGCAUUAUCUUCUGUUUAAAUGCUCUGAGUAUCCAACAAAUUGACCAACACAUUAAUUAUUACUGAUUCCUUAAUGUUAAUCAUAUCAUUCAACAUUGUAAUGCAUUGCAUGUGAUAGAACUGCUGCUUUUAUCAAAGGGAAUCAUUUGUAAAUGUAGAAAAUGUAUGAUUGUGUUUUGUAUUCUUUUAAAGUAACUGACCAUUAACAUCCACACUUUAUAUAACAUUUGUACACAUUACUUUGUUUAAAUGUAUUUAUCAAUUGCUUUGUCUGGCAGGAGUUUUGGUCAAAUUAUAUGAACCUUUUUGAUAACAUGUUAUUUUAACAAAGUGUAAUACCCCCUGAACCACCAACUAAAUUAAACCUUAUAUUUUUAACUUUA
Molecule: messenger RNA, 5503 nt
Organism: Hypomesus transpacificus
Lineage: Eukaryota; Metazoa; Chordata; Actinopteri; Osmeriformes; Osmeridae
Product: polyamine-transporting ATPase 13A3-like
Exons: 34
Coding region: 530-4255 (1241 amino acids)
Biological process (GO): intracellular calcium ion homeostasis; polyamine transmembrane transport
Cellular component (GO): late endosome membrane
Molecular function (GO): ATP binding; polyamine transmembrane transporter activity; P-type ion transporter activity
Source: RefSeq, a predicted model, not a curated record